Molecule: messenger RNA, 1994 nt
Organism: Caenorhabditis sp. 36 PRJEB53466
Lineage: Eukaryota; Metazoa; Nematoda; Chromadorea; Rhabditida; Rhabditidae
Source: the annotation of a GenBank genome assembly
AUGAACAUCAAGAAGCAAAAGCCAAAAUUUCUACCAAUUCCCAGAGAAGUUGAGCAAGGUGAGUGACUGAAUUCAUUUUCCCUUCAAUUUUUUUGUCAUUUUCAGAAGAUGCGGGCUUUGUAACGGUUCAAACCGACAGAAUACCAAGUGUGCUCAUUGUCCGUUGGUUUGAUCUGUUCUGCUUCGGUUUCGCGAUGUGCUCCUACAUUUUGGACUUCUCCUCUGACAUUGGAAUAGCGAUUAUGCACUUCUUGGCGGGACGAGUGAGUUUUUCGUUGUUUCCUCCGAAAAAAGCACUUUUCUUGCAGACUCUAUCUGGAGCACUUAUUCUGACCUUUGCAAUGAUCCCUUCCAUCAUAAUCAACAUCAUUUCUUGGAUUUGGAUGCGGAACGACGAGUUGAAGCACAGAAAUGUUCCAGAAAGCAUCGUCAAUAGGGAGUUGACACCGAAAAAGUUCAUUUCCCUAAGGAAAAUGACUUUUCUGUGUGUUUUCCAGGUAAUUUUUAGGGAAAUAUUGUUAAAAAGUGAUAAUGUCGCAGAUAGGGCCACUAUUCUGGUACUACAAGGCCUUGUACUACGGAAGCAUGUUUCGGAAUGGCGACAAGAACGAUGAAAAGGAGAGAAGAAAGAAUUUUUCGAGAAUGGUGGAGGCCGAGACCGAUGCAACGCUGCUCAGGUUGCUAUUUUGUCUGUUUUGUGGUUCAGUAGAGACCAGGUGGCUCAGAUGAUACAAGCCCGAUAGGGCUCGGCAAAUUCCUUUUGACAAUCACAACCCUUACUUGAAAACUUCCAGAUGCUUCGAAGCUUUCCUCGAAUCCGCUCCCCAAAUGCUCAUCCAAGGUUCAAUCGCCGCCAACUACUUUCAACACUCGUACAUCUCCGGCCACGUCCCUUAUUGGCUCUACUUCCAAGCCGGAUCACUUCUCAUCUCGAUCAUCAGCGUCUCCUGGUCCAUCGUCGUUCAAAACCGUUCGCUGCGAAUGAUUAGCGAUAACAAAGUCAAUAUUUGGCCGCACGAAGCAGUAUUGCAGGUGAGACUGAGACUUUGAUAACGUUACUGUAGUGAUUAGAAGCCAGAAAAAAAAAGUAAUGAGCGGACGAAAUUUGCUUCUUUUUUUUUGCAGUUUUGCUGGAGAUUCCUCACGAUUUUCGCGCGGAUCGUCACACUUUGCGCCUAUGUGCUUGUGUUUCGGAUCAACGUCAUUGCACUUUUUGCCGGACAUUUGCUGGCUUCGCUCAUUCAUGUCAUCAUUCUACAGGUAUCGUUAUUUUCUCGUUUUGUCGGAUUUGUGGCAAAAGGAAAAUACUUUGGAAGUUUCCAGUUAGUACAUUUUUGUUGGGUGCUGAAAAGUGGAAAUCGUUUAACGAAGUCCACCUUAAUUCUCUGUCGGAAGAGUGAGAAUCCACUGUUUUUCAGGCACUGCACAUCGAACACCACACAAACCGAGAUCGUCAUGUGUCGAUUGAAAAAGUGCUUCCUCUCAUCAACACUCUCAUUCACGUGUUUACCCCGUUCAACAUGGUGGAAGGAUACACAAGAUACCGCUAUUUUGUUGCCUACACCGUCGAACUUUUUGAAAUGCUAGUGAGAUCGCGUCGUUUUACUGAAAAGACAACGAGCUGUGUACUUUCAGACAAUUUUCCUUUUCCUGGGGCCCAGAUUGCAAUCAUUUCCUCUCAUUGGCGUCAUUCGAUGUACGGUGUUGUCUUCUUUUGUUCUCGGUAAGAUUAUUUGGUCAAAUAGUGGGAGAAAUAGAAUGAAAUUGCAGGAAUUUGUGUGAUGAUUGUGUAUUAUCAAUUCUUCCACCCAAAUAGAAGACUUCUUCUGCCAUCCCAGACGUUGACGGACAUUCCAACUGACUUGGAAAGAGCAGAUGGGGUAGCCGAACUGGAAAUCACGGAUCUGAGGCCGAAAGAUCAAGACGAGGCCCAAAAAAGCACUGACCAAGCCGAAAAGUCGGACACAGCGGCCCAGGACGAAUGUCAUAAUUGA